Molecule: messenger RNA, 1951 nt
Organism: Ruditapes philippinarum (Manila clam)
Lineage: Eukaryota; Metazoa; Mollusca; Bivalvia; Venerida; Veneridae
Exons: 2
Coding region: 545-1546 (333 amino acids)
Source: RefSeq, a predicted model, not a curated record
GCGAAUUGAUUAUCUGUCUCAAAAUGAAUACCCGCACUAUCUGAAUAAUCAGAGAUUUAUUUAUUUUAACACAGGACACUUUAGAUGCUGUGGAAUCGGAAAUAGAAUAGGACGGGUAGACAGUGAGCGGCUCGCUAUGGCGGUCGAAGAAUGUGUUUAAUUGAACGGCGAGAUUUUGAAUUACUUGGUUACGUAGUUAUCUUCGCAAGAAAUUUGUUACGCAAUAAUACGAAAUACUUUGUUAAUUACUUUUUGAAUAUUGUUGAAAUAUAUUUUUUGCAAAUCUUAUUAACUUUAAAAGUGUGGCUUUAUAACAAGUUAUUGAGGUACAUAAAAAGUUGAAUACAUGCAAGGCGGUAGGAUUUUAUAGCAGGUGUCUUUGACGUUGAGUAAAAUAAUUGUUUAGUAUUUUGUCAAUAUCAUUAUUACGGAUGUGAUGACUAUUUUGUUGGACUAUUCUGGAGAGAAAUUGAACUAUUUCUGUUUCAACUGAAGAUAAGGAGAAGUAAAAUAUUUCCUAAAAGAGUAAACUGCCUGAGAGAGGAUGACGUCAUACAGGAAAUUCUCUGGUAAACAACGCGGUGAGCACGAUGAACCACCAUCUUACAACAUCCGGUUUGAUUACAGCAACACAUAUCUCGACAAUGAAGACCUUGAUAAUCGUUUGGAGAACCAAGCAUACGAGUUGCAUCGUGAACAGUUCAGAAGAGGUGUAGAAACCGAUAAAAUGUUGAAGGAAACAAAACAAAACGCAGACGAGAUGCUGCAGUUAAAGAAUGCCAUUAAAAAUAGAGAUCCGUACGAAUCAUCCAACAGAGUUUCCAGUUCAGCUGACCUUAAACGGAAACCAUCUAGCAAACAGUUACGUUCAAGUGCUUCCGUUGAGAACGACACAAUAGCCGAACAAAGUGGUUUAGCCAAUGAUGCCAAUACUAACGGAAAUAUUAAAGUAGAUGAAGUUGACGGAUCACAAGAUACGGAAAAGAAAAUACAGUCAAAACCGUUAAAUACUUUAACAAUGUUUUUACUUUCUCUUCAAACAUUUAAACGGAACAGCCAUCAAAGAAAACCAGAUACACAUAAACCACAUGCUGGAGAGCAACAUCCUAACGCAAAUAUUGAACAUUCCCAUGCACGAUCUACGACUUUGUCAACCAGUAACCAGAUAAAGAGACCAUCUAGUUACCAUUCAGGAGAUCAGAGAUUAUAUGAAAGUGGACGUCACAGAACGGAAACAGACAAAACAGCAGGAUCUCAGUAUGGAAUUCAUGUUAGGAAAGAUCAUACGAGAUCCCGACGAAAACUUGAAGAACUGAGUAAGCUGGAGCAAGAUUCUAAAUAUGGAUAUGUUGAUAAAUAUGAAGAGAGACGAAAGAAACUGUUAGCUUCGUGUAAGGAUACAAAGACGAUAGACGAUCGUAUACAAACAUUUCUAAAGGACGUAGAUGAAUUUAAGUCAAUGGCAAGUGAGGAGAAUUCUCUAGAGAAAGUAUUAAUGCGCAGUAAAUCAGCACGCUUUACAAGAGUAAAGUCAUUUGCGUGGUGAAACUUGAGUAUAUAAUAUUUACAAUAAUGUUGGUGAUGUUUGUUCGUUAUAUCUCAUUACUACAAUGGGUUUAUGCUAUAUUGUGCACUAGAAUAAGUGAAAAAUAUGAAUUCAUUUGAAAAUCUAUAAAAAUGUCUACAAUUUAUAAAUUGUCAAAUAACAUGAACGAUCCGAGCAUUUCUUUUAGUGAUCAUUUCAGAUAUAAAUGUGUGGGCCUAUAUAGUGCCACGCAAUUCUGACUCGUUAACUAUGGUAUAUGCGACUGAUAUAUUCAUAUGUAUAAGUGGGUUUUAUAGAUAUUAAAUAUAUACCCCAUAAAAGUUAUUGUGCAUUUUUGUCUUGGUGUACCUAAACACCCAUCAUUGAUGCAAUUUAAAGACAAUAUAUGUAUAUAGGUAUAUGUAA